UGCAAAAGAGCCGCAAACCCGCUGGGAUGUUCUGAGCCUUGGCCCAGGCUGAGGGGAGGCUGCCUCUGGCCGGGGCUCAGCGGGCGGCUCUCUGGGACAGCCAUUUCGGCUCCGGGGCGGUGUGAGGCCGUCUGUGUGUGGCUGAGGGCAGAGCAGAGCCUCUCCACCUCCGCUCCGUGCCCGGCGGCAGCGGCAUGGCGCUCCGGGGAGCCUGCCUGCUCCUCUGUCUCCUGUCCCUCGCACACAUCUCCAGCCAGCAAAACGCCAAAGCCCGGACAAAACCAGCGGCUUCCAAGAAAGAUGGUGUGAGCCUCAAAAUGAUUGAAGACCUGAAGGCCAUGAUUGACAACAUCUCUCAAGAGGUUGCUCUACUGAAGGAAAAGCAAGCACUCCAGACAGUUUGCCUCAAAGGCACCAAGAUUCACCUCAAAUGUUUCCUGGCAUUUUGGGAGAGAAAGCCGUACCACGAGGCCAGCGAGAACUGCAUCUCGCAGGGCGGCACGCUCAGCACUCCCCAGAGCGGGGAGGAGAACGACGCGCUCUACGACUACAUGCGCAAGAGCAUCGGCUCCGAGGCCGAGAUCUGGCUGGGCCUCAACGACAUGGCGGCCGAGGGCAAGUGGGUCGACAUGACGGGCGGCCCCGUCCGCUACAAGAACUGGGAGACUGAAAUCACCACCCAGCCCGACGGCGGCAAGCUGGAAAACUGCGCGGCCUUGUCGGGGCCCGCCAUCGGCAAGUGGUUCGACAAGAAGUGCAAGGAGCAGCUGCCCUACAUCUGCCAGUUCAUGAUCGUGUAGCCAUGCUGGGCCGAGGAUUGGCGGCGGAUUAGAGCAUUUCGUUUGGCCACGUCCAGCCCUGUUAGCAGCUGCAUCUUUCUUACUAAGGCACAGGUUCUAGGCCUGGUUUUUUACACGGGGAGUUUAUCAGGAUGGCUCGGUUGUUUCGGCAAAGAACCGCUGAGGCAAACAGCUGCGUCGGGCCUGUCGCUCUGCAAUGGCCUUUCCCAUCUUGCUGAGUUUUGCUGGGAUGCCAGCGUAGCUACUUCCUGCCUUCUCCUCCAGCCUUUGCUUCCCUGUAAGCCCUGGCAGCCAUUCUUGGGAGCUCCUUGUUCCUCAUAGUUCCCCGAGUCAGGCUCCUGAGGAUCAAGGUCUUAUCUUGGGAAUUACUCCUGCUUUGUGGUGAGAGCUACAAUCGGGCUUAGUGGCUGAGUACCAGCUGCUCGACAGCUUGUCCAAUUAGUCCAGUUAUGUGCCUGAACAAAUUAGCAAGUAACAGGCAUGGGUUGACUUACUGAGAAGGAGGGUGUUCUUUCCAGCAGCAUUCCCUGCCUUGUUGCUCCUUUUCUCAUCAGCCAGAAGCCAGUUUCACUGAUUUUUUUUUAAAUAGCCCAUCAGUAGGUCUAUUGAUGCUCCAGCAUCAUGAGGGAAGCAGUGGGGACUCGCAGCAUAGUCAGUCAAAUACACUCUUGGACAUAGAAGAUGAAAGCAUUACAGAAAUAACAGAAAUUAGGGAGUAGCUAAGUGAGGAAUAUGCUGCCAUAUACAAACCAUGUGUGUUUAAAAAUGAACCCUGGGACAACUCACUUCAGCAGCUUUAAGAAUUCUCUGACCUAAGUGAUGGAAACCCAGCUGAAAUAGUCCUGUUUUUAUUGGUCCAGGCACAGUCCUCAGCAAACUCCAACCUGAAAGAAGAGAUUGAAAUAAACAGCAAUGAUGGGAAAGAAGUGCAGGCUACCCUGACAGCUUAACAAAGCUUUGCUGGCUGUUGGCCUAAAGAUACCAGCAGUUCUUUGCAAUCCAGUGCUUGGUAAUAACUCCUCCAGCUUGGGUCACAUCCCCUGCGCUGCCAGCUCGGGGGUAUUAAGACACGAUGCUCUUGGGAAGCCUGUGGGAAAUAUACUUCAGUUUGAUGCUUUGUUUAAAAAGAGCCUGAUGGUGGGUCUUCCAAGAUGUUGAAGGGAGCCAAGCUGGAGGAAUCACACACAGACAGACACACACACACAAAAGCAGAGUGCACACUUCCAAGGCUGUCACUAUUGCCAAACGCUCCGCUGUUCAAACGACUAUCAAAUAAAAUAUAUGUAGAGAGCUUGCUGAAGGAA
Messenger RNA from Colius striatus (speckled mousebird), 2104 nucleotides. RefSeq names its product C-type lectin domain family 3 member B (gene CLEC3B). The coding region runs from base 195 to 800 and encodes 201 amino acids. The record is from RefSeq and is a predicted model, not a curated record. The transcript has 3 exons. NCBI's taxonomy places the organism in Eukaryota, Metazoa, Chordata, Aves, Coliiformes, Coliidae.